Molecule: messenger RNA, 1126 nt
Organism: Lobosporangium transversale
Lineage: Eukaryota; Fungi; Mortierellomycota; Mortierellomycetes; Mortierellales; Mortierellaceae
Exons: 3
Coding region: 119-1120 (333 amino acids)
Source: RefSeq, a predicted model, not a curated record
UGAAGAGAUUGAUGAUAAGGGAUCCGAAGUGAUCUUGGCAAAACUUUAUGAUCAAUUGCAGGACUCUAUCGUGAUUAAAGAUGUUGACUCUGAAAUACAAAGUGCAGUUGACAGCGAAAUGAAAUCGGUUAGUGCUCAAGGAAGCAAGCAGGGAAAUAAUAGCAAUGGAUGGACAGAAGAAGAGGAAGAAGAUCAAGGAUUGGAGUUCCGGUUAUUUGCAUCACAGGAUGUCCCAACCGCUGUUUUGUUGACACAAAAGGAACCAGAAAUUUUCCAUGCUGUUCAUCGUGAACGUCCUGAUCUAGACGAAUCGCCAGGAUCUGAAAGGAUGCAACAUAUUGCGGAAGCAGUCAUUGACACGGCCACUGUUUUGAAUCAAUCUCGGGUCCCCUGGCCAAGAGCAUUUUUUGCUCACAAGGUCAUUCACGUUCCAUUUAAACAAAAGACUGAGUCUACUCAAAAGACUAAAAAAAGUAGACGGAAACGCGAAUGGGAGAAGAAAGUCAAAGCAGGUUUGAUCGAUCAGGCGACCAUUGAAGCAACAUCCAGGAAGAUAAAAGUUUCGGAAAGCUGGGGACGAAAACCAUUUCUGGUACGGAAAGGCCUCGAUCCAAAUACGAUCGAUGCUGGCACUAGAAAGAUAAUGAAGAAGGACUAUAACUCUUCGAUGAGAGGCAGAGGAGCACGAGGUGGAGGACGAGGAGGACGAGGAAUGGCUGCUCGUGGUCGUGACUAUAGUGGUGAUCGCGACCGUGAGCAUGGGGCAGACAUUCCAAGCGCCAUUGACAAGACGACUCAAACUCAACAUCAACAGAAAACCGCUGAUCAAAACAGUUUAUACGGCACAAAGAAGGACAACAAAAGUAGAGUGAAAGAAAUCAGCGAGCCUUCAAAUUCUGUGGAUCGUAAGAACAAAAGUACAGCGCAACCGGCAUCCUCAAAAGCAACAGCAUUAACAGCACUUGUGAUGUCUGCUACUACGCGUGCUGAAGCAACGCAGCAUGGCAUGAUCAAAGCACUUCCAAAGGAUUCACAGGCAGCAUCACUACCAAAGAAACUCAAGUCGAGUAAACAACCAUCUAAACUUGAUAAUAUUAUGGCGAUUCUUACUGGAAAGUGAACUGUG